This is a messenger RNA of Triticum urartu, 773 nucleotides long. The record is from RefSeq and is a predicted model, not a curated record. NCBI's taxonomy places the organism in Eukaryota, Viridiplantae, Streptophyta, Magnoliopsida, Poales, Poaceae.
UGGCACUUUGCACCUUGGCCCAUCUAGCAACAACAGCCCAGCCCACCACCACCAUCUCUCCUUCAACCUCCUGCUACAGGAGGCAGAUGAGGGUGUGGCGGCCAUCCAGGCCACUCUAGCCGCCGAUGCCUCCGUGGCGGCCAUCCCGCGGUCCUCGCGGCGGAUAAGACCCCGAGCCUCGUUGACGAACCCUAGAUCGCCUCCCCUCCCCGCUCUUGCCUCUCUCCUCACUCGAAGCCAUCGCCCGAGCUCGGUCGCCGCCGCGCCAUUGACGUUGUGGCGCUCUGGAGCCACCCCGCGCCGUCAGCUGCUGUCCAGGAAGACCACCGUCCACGACUACAUCAUCUACGGGUCCGGAUUGGCCCGGAACACCGCCGCAUCGACGCCAUCACCAUCUUCUUCCACCUUCGACCCCGACCUCCGCCGCCCUGGAUCCGCGCUCCGGCAAGCCCCCGGCCCGUCCGAGCUCGUCAUCGGCCUCCCCGGGAUGUCGGAGCCCAGGAGCCAGAUGCCACCGCCGAUGUCUACUACUACAUUGGAGGCCGCCGACGAUCAGGAGUAGUUAGGAGGCUCCCAGGCAGGAGGCCUUGCCUUUUCGAUCGAUGUUGCUUUUGUGCUAGCCUUCUUAAGGCAAACUUGUCUAACUCAUGUCUGUAUUCAGAUAUGGUUGCUUCCGCUAACUCUUGUGUAUUCGAGCCCUCGAGGCCCCUGGCUUGUAAUAUAAAGCUUGUAUUAUUUUAAUUUGUGUCUAGAGUUGUGUUGUGAUAUCUUCC